UUCCAGUGACGUCACGUAACCGGAAGCUCUUGCUAGUGUGUUGACACUGUAAAGCCCAAACACAGAGCGAGUACCGUUUUAUUAGAGAAGUACGUACUAUAAGCGACUGUUUAAGUCUACGCAGCUUUUUUGAAUGCUUUAUUAGUAUUAUUUUUUGUUUGAAUUGAGUCAUAUUUUAUAGUUUCGUCACUGGUAGUUUUUUUCUCUGCACACGAACGGAUGCUAACUUUGCGACUUAGCUAGGACCGAAGCUAAAGCUAAGUAUCGAGGACGCGAUGGAGACUCCACUUAAACCCAGCUAACAGAAACCGAAGAUUCACUUUUAAUUAAACUAUACAUUCAAGAUUACCGCAUAAAAUCAGUUCAUUUAACGUCCGAAUCAAGAUGGCUGUAGAGCUGGAUGUGUUUGUAGGGAACACCAUCAUCAUGAGCGAGGAAGUUUACCAGCUCUGGUUGGAUGGAUACACAGUGAACGACGCAGUGAAGGUUCGUAUGGAUGGGGGAGCCCUGGAUGAGUUUGAGGCAAACGCAGAUGUCGUGCAGAGCGACACCAUGGACCAGUACCGGACUUUCCAGAUGUGCGAGCGUCUGCUGCACAGUCCAACCAAACUAGCCAAUCAGCUCCUGUUCCAGAUCCCGCCUCACCGACAAGCCACACUAAUAGAGAGAUACUAUGCCUUUGACGAUGGAUUUGUGCGCGAGGUUCUGGGAAAGAAACUCUCCAAAGGAACCAAGAAAGAUUUGGAUGACAUCAGUGCCAAGACAGGCGUGAUGCUGAAAAGCUGCAGGAGACAGUUUGACAACUUCAAACGCGUUUUCAAAGUUGUGGAAGAGCUGAAAGGACCCCUGGUGGAGAACAUACGUCAGCACUUUCUUCUGUCUGACAAACUUGCAAGGGAUUAUGCUGCCAUUGUUUUCUUUGCCAACAACCGGUUUGAGACGGGGAAAAGGAAGCUGCAGUAUCUCACGUUUCAGGACUUGGCUUUCUGUGCCGGUCAGCUCAUCAACAACUGGACAGUGGGAGCUGUCGAUAACAUGGUGGAAGACAUGGAUGUGGAUCUUGAUAAAGAGUUUCUACAAGAACUAAAGGAGCUGAAGGUUUUAAUUACUGACAAAGACCUGUUGGAUCAACACAAAAGUUUGGUCUGCACUGCUCUCAGAGGGAAAACAAAAGCUUUUAAUGAGAUGGAGGCUAAUUUCAAGAAUCUUUCCAGAGGCCUCGUCAAUAUUGCUACAAAAUUAACCAACACCAAAGACGUCAGAGAUUUCUUUAUCGAUCUUGUGGAAAAGUUUAUUGAACCUUGUCGUUCAGACCGCUGGACGGCUGCAGACAUGAAACUCUAUCUCACACACUACACCAACUCUGCGCACAUUCUCGACACCUUCAAACAUCAGGUUGUGUGGGACAGAUAUAUGGGAGUCAUCAAAAGCUGCAUCUUUAAAAUGUAUCACGACUGAGCUGCUUCCACCACGGCCUGCUCCUGCUCCUCCACCCCAGAGGUUGUUCUCCUCCUUUAGCUGUGUUCUCUUAUUCCAUGUUCUGAUCACAUUUUAUUAAAGUUUAUUUUAAUCAGUCCUUAUUGCAUCUGUAAAUUGAAUUUUAUACAAAUAAAACAAAUAUCUUUACA
This is a messenger RNA of Oryzias melastigma (Indian medaka), 1628 nucleotides long. It is a transcript of the gene fibpa, whose product is annotated as fibroblast growth factor (acidic) intracellular binding protein a. Bases 385 to 1458 code for a protein of 357 amino acids. The record is from RefSeq and is a predicted model, not a curated record. Gene Ontology annotation, cellular component: nucleus. Gene Ontology annotation, molecular function: fibroblast growth factor binding. The transcript is spliced from 11 exons. Lineage: Eukaryota; Metazoa; Chordata; Actinopteri; Beloniformes; Adrianichthyidae. Gene Ontology annotation, biological process: platelet aggregation.